Messenger RNA from Fragaria vesca subsp. vesca, 949 nucleotides. RefSeq lists its product as uncharacterized. The record is from RefSeq and is a predicted model, not a curated record. Bases 1 to 345 code for a protein of 114 amino acids. The transcript has 3 exons. NCBI's taxonomy places the organism in Eukaryota, Viridiplantae, Streptophyta, Magnoliopsida, Rosales, Rosaceae.
AUGUUGUGGCUUCUAUGUACAUGGUGGUGUCGGUCCGUCUUCGAAGGCAAGAGGCGGAGGCUGGGAACUCUGGGUUGUGGCUAUCAUGUGCAUUUGGGUUCACUAGUAGCGGCAAAGUACAUAAUAGGAUCUGUCCUGGCAAGCUUUGGAGUUGCAUAUGUUUGUGACACCACUGUUUCUGACAAAAAGAUAUUUGGAGGUACCACUCCGGGUACUGUUUCUAACAAGGGAUGGUGGGAAGAAACUGACAAGAAAUUCCAAGCUUGGCCUCGCACUGCAGGACCCCCCGUUGUCAUGAACCCCAUCAGUUGCCAGAAUUUCAUUGUCAAAUCCCAGUCAGAAUAAUGAAGGGUUUAUUUUCCUUGCCAGCAAAAUUAUUUUAACAAGUUCAUGUAAGAUUGGCCUCUUACUCUUGUUUCUUGCUUGGUAAAAGGUGUAUCAAACUGUGGCUGGCAUUUUUUGUCACAAAUUUCCUUUUUGUUUGGUGGUUAUUUAGAGUUGGCCCGUCAGUCAAAAUGCAAGGUCCUGAUACAUCACGGUGUUGCUCUUGUAGAAGGGUGUUUAACAAAGUUGCCAAAAAUCCCUUAUGAACAUCAAGUUCAGGUUUUAGUUUGGGAUCAUUUAGCUUGUGCUGAAACAAGGAGAAAUUUUUCGUAGUUCAAGUUUAACUGCUGAUUACUGAUGUUGAAGAAUUGUUUCAUGGAUUUUACUUACGUUGAAGAAUUGUUUCAUGGAUUCUCAUUGCCAGGAACUGUGAACUUGGGACCAACAGUGUCUACAUGCUAUAUGUUAACUUGUGAAACAAUGAUCUGGUAUUCAAAUGGAAUACAUCAUUUAUGUCCCCUAUUACAAGUGCACUUCCAUUGAUAGCUUCUUGACACUUUGUGGAAGAAAUGAUAUUGGCUUUAUUGCUUAUUUGGAUUGUGUAGUCAGCCAUCCAAAUGCAACA